AUGGGGGAGCUUGGUUUUCCAGAGAAUCAGAUAAGCCACUUCUCAACAAGUUCCCUCCUGAGUGACAGAACACAGUUUGCAUCCUUCUUUAGGACUGUGCCAAGUGAUGCAUUUCAAUCUAAAGGUCUGGCCAAGUUGGUGUUAAAUUUUGGAUGGACAUGGGUUGGUUUGGUGGCUGUGGCUAACGACUAUGGACAACAAGGCAUUCAGGUCAUUAAACAUGAAAUUCUCAAAUCUGGAGCCUGCGUUGAGUUUACAGUGUAUAUUCAGCUUAAUCAACCCAAUCACAACAUUCUUCAAAUAGUUCAGGUCAUUAAAGAAUCAACUGCCCAAGCUAUAGUUGUUUUCUCCACCGAUGUCAAUUUCUUUACACUACUGGAUGAACUUUUAAAAGAAAACAUAACAGAUAAAAUAUGGGUGGCCAGCGAAGCAUGGUCAACAUCAUCAUUGUUAACAUCAGAAAAAUAUUCCAAGCUUCUUGCUGGAACCAUUGGUUUUGCUUUCUACAGUGGAAAUAUCCCUGGACUGAAACAACACCUUGAUCAGGUCAAUCCCCCAGAACUUCCAGAAUGGCCUUGGAAUUGGAUGUUUUGGGAAGAAAGUGUUGGUUGUACCUUUCUUAACUUUGAAAAUAUUUUAUUCCCUCAUGAAAGACCCUCAAGAAACUGCACAGAGGAAGAUAAAGUGGAAAAUUUUCAGAUUUAUUUAAAACGGAUAUCUAGCUUAAGAAUUGUUUACAACCUUCACAGUGCUGUUUAUGUGGUAGCCAAGGCUUUGCAUGAACUAAGUGUUUGUAGGCCGGGAAAUGGUCCUUUUGUUAACAGAAGCUGCUCAGAUAUCUGGAAUUUUAAACCAUGGCAGAUCCUACAUUAUAUGAAGAACGUUCGUAUAAAAUUAAGCAGCGGGCAAGAAAUGUUUUUUAAUGACAAUGGAGACCCUUCACCCAUGUAUGAUAUUGUUAACUGGCAGUUGACGUCUGCAGGGUUAAUAAACCACAUUUUGGUUGGACAAUAUGGCACAACAGCACUAAGAAUUAAUACAAGCACUUUGAAAUGGACAAGAGAUAGUCAAAAGAUUCCCACAUCUGUCUGUAGUGAGAGUUGUCCGCCAGGCUUCAGAAAAGCGGCAGUCAUGGGAAAACCCCAUUGUUGCUUCCAGUGCAUUCCCUGCCCACUGGGAGAGAUCACCAAUCAAAGUGAUUUUGUUGGGUGUUUCAAGUGUCCGUGGGAUCAGUGGCCAAAUCAACAGAAAGACAGAUGUAUACCGAAGAACACUGAGUACCUCUCUUAUGAUGAGACUUUGGGAGUCAUUUUAUUGUCCACAGGCAUUACCUCCUCCGUGAUCCCUGUAGCUAUUCUUGGAAUAUUGGUUCAUCACAAAACGACUCCCAUAGUCCGAGCCAACAAUUACACUGUUAGUUGCCUUCUCCUGAUCUCCAUGUCACUCUGCUUUCUUUCUUCACUGGCCUUUAUUGAUUAUCCCACCUGGGAAAAAUGUCUCCUACGCCAAGUGACCUUUGGAUUGGUUUUUGCUUUUUGUGUGUCGUGUAUCCUGGCCAAAACUCUCAUGGUCAUGACUGCCUUUAAGGCCACAAAGCCUAACAGUGAUAUAAAGAAGUGGGCCACCCCUGCAUUUUCCUACAUGGUGAUUGGCUUAGGAACCUUCUUUCAGUUAGUAAUAAGUGUUGUUUGGCUAUCUCUGUCACCUCCAUUCCCAGUUUAUAAUCUAAAUACCAAAGCUGAAGUUCUCAUUGCUGAAUGUAAUGAAGGAUCGCUCACUGCCUUUUGGUGUACUAUUGGGUAUCUAAGUCUACUUGCUCUGGCCAGCUUUGUGGUUGCCUUCUUGGCUAGACAACUCCCAGCAAGCUUCAAUGAGGCCAAAUAUAUAACCUUCAGCAUGCUUGCCUUCCUCAGUGUCUGGAUCUCUUAUAUCCCGGCAUCGCUCAGCACCAGUGGCAAAUAUACUGUAGCCAUGGAGAUCUUUGCCAUCCUGUCCUCCAGUUGGGCCACGCUCUGCUUUAUGUUUGUCCCAAAAUGUUACAUCAUUUUGUUCCGUCCAAGCAUGAACUCACGAAAACAUCUCUUAGGAAAAAAGUAACAACAAUCAAAUAAUAUGAAUGCCAAAUUAUUUCUAUUGGCUGUUGGCGA
Molecule: messenger RNA, 2147 nt
Organism: Rana temporaria (common frog)
Lineage: Eukaryota; Metazoa; Chordata; Amphibia; Anura; Ranidae
Product: extracellular calcium-sensing receptor-like
Exons: 5
Coding region: 1-2097 (698 amino acids)
Biological process (GO): G protein-coupled receptor signaling pathway
Cellular component (GO): membrane
Molecular function (GO): G protein-coupled receptor activity
Source: RefSeq, a predicted model, not a curated record